UCCAGUGUGCAGCUCAGCGAGUUUGGAUCCUGAAAUCAUGAGCCAGUGCCCCUUUGCGGGGAAGAAUUACCUAUUUAAUUUUAGCAAGCUAUCUUUGGAAGAUGACAAUGAUGACAAAUCUCAAGAAGGAGUAAAUAAAGCCAGCAAAGGUGGGCUUAUCUAUGGAGAAUACCUACAACUGAACAAAAUAUUGAAUGCUCAAGAACUUGAGAGUGAGAAGAAAGGGAAAAAAAUCCAUGAUGAGCAUCUUUUCAUUGUGACACAUCAAGCAUAUGAACUUUGGUUUAAGCAGAUUUUGUGGGAAAUGGACUCUGUGCGAGUGAUCUUUCAAAAUGGUCAUGUAAGAGAUGAGAGGAACAUGCUGAAGGUUAUUACUCGAAUGAACAGAAUUUCACUGAUUCUGAAAUUACUUGUGGAACAGUUCUCAGUUUUGGAAACUAUGACUGCAUUGGACUUCUUUGAUUUCAGAUACUACCUAAGCCCAGCCUCAGGUUUUCAGAGCCUGCAGUUUCGCUUGCUAGAGAACAAGAUUGGUGUUCCCCAAAGCCUGAGAGUCCCUUAUAACAGAAGGCAUUACCGUGAUAACUUCAAGGGACAGGAUCAUGAACUACUGCUUCAAUCAGAGCAAGAACCAACACUGCUGCAACUUGUGGAGGCAUGGCUGGAAAGAACUCCAGGACUUGAUUCAGAAGAAUUUGAUUUCUGGGGACAAUUUGAAGAGAAUGUUUUAAAAGGCCUAGAAGAGGAGUUUGCCUUGAUACAGGCCAAAGCAGAAUCAGAAGAAAAAGAUGACUUAUUGUCUGAAUUCCAAAAACAGAGAGACGUAUUACUUUCAUUAUUUGAUGAAAAACGCCAUGAACAUCUGCUCAGUAAAGGAGAGAGACGGCUGUCCUACAAAGCACUGAAGGGGGCCUUGAUGAUCUACUUCUACAGGGAGGAGCCUCGUUUCCAGGUUCCCUUUCAGCUCCUCACCUCCCUUAUGGAUCUCGAUGUGCUCAUGACUAAAUGGAGAUAUAACCAUGUCUGUUUGGUGCACAGAAUGAUUGGUGGCAAGGCUGGCACUGGAGGCUCAUCAGGCUACCACUACUUGCGCUCAACAGUGAGUGACAGAUACAAGGUUUUUGUGGAUUUGUUCAAUCUUUCAACAUUUUUAGUCCCAAGACAUUGGAUACCAAAGAUGAACCCAAGCAUUCAUAAAUUCCUUUACACAGCAGAAUACUGUGACAGCUCCUACUUCAGCAGUGAUGACUCUGACUAGCAUGCCUUUCUAGGCUGUUGCUGUAAAGAACUUUCUGACUUUCACCUUCAGUGGUGCUCCCAGCAAAGAGUGUGGGUGUGUAAAUAUGUAUUUAUGUAUGACAGCCUUGUGAAUAGUACAAUUGGCCUGUGGAAGAAAUUAACUGCUUGUAGAAAAAAUAAAUCUGGAUUGAGUUAGUCUAUGUUAAGAGUAAAAUGAUACCCCAAUUCAAUCCAAUGACCAAUUUAACUCUUGGCUGGCUUCUUAAAGCCCGCACCUAGAGAAAAGGACAAAAUUACUUGCAGUUAUGAUCACAACUUAUUUGUACAUAUUUUUAUAUUUGCUUGUUUGCCUAAUGGUUGUUACUAAUUUAUGUCUAGUUGAGGAUAUAAUUAGUCUCAUCACCUUCAGAAGAAUAUUAGUUUCUGAGCUCUAGUGCAAUUUCAAAAGGAUUUUAGGGUUAAAAGUUUUGAAAGCUGGAUUCAAAAAUUAAGUCCUGAAUCUACAGAAACCAAACCAUCCUGAACUUACAAUACAUCAAGAAUCAUGUUGCUAUCCCGUUACAUGUGAAUGUAAAUCCCUUAUGUAUAAAUACUGUUAAAAAUAGCAGAUAUAAGUACUUACUUGGCAUUCCAAAUAAAGCAGUAUUAAAGCUCAUCUUUUGUUAAAUCUUCUAAAGCAAAUGAUAAAGUUCAAACAAGAGUAUGAUAGGUAUUUAAAGUGAUUUUUAUUCAUAUUGGUAUACAAUAAAAGGCAACUUUGGCUAUAGAAUAUCAAUAAAGCAGUGUCAUCUUCUCAUUAAAUGGACUUUUGUCUUUUUAAGUGCUUCCUUUGGAAAGACACAAACACUGUAGGCUGGAAUUUCUGGUAAGUUCCCUCUACCACAGCACUUCAAGUACUAAUACCUGGCAGUUGCACCUCAAAAACACUGGAGGCACGUCUGUGUUUCAUAUUGCUAUGACUACAUUACUCCUAUCCAUGGCCAUUAGGGACUUUGUUUUCCAGUUAUGGAAGUGUGGUAUCUGUUGUUUGUAAGCCACUCAGGGAAGGC
Messenger RNA from Pyrgilauda ruficollis (rufous-necked snowfinch), 2288 nucleotides. RefSeq names its product tryptophan 2,3-dioxygenase (gene TDO2). NCBI's taxonomy places the organism in Eukaryota, Metazoa, Chordata, Aves, Passeriformes, Passeridae. Gene Ontology annotation, molecular function: L-tryptophan 2,3-dioxygenase activity; metal ion binding; heme binding. The record is from RefSeq and is a predicted model, not a curated record. Bases 38 to 1258 code for a protein of 406 amino acids. The transcript has 12 exons.